UGCCUGCGCCUGCCUGUGCCUGUGCACUGUGCCUGCCUGUGCUGCCUGUGCCUGCCUGUGUGCCUGUGCCUGUGCCUGCCUGUGUGCCUGUGCCUGCCUGUGUAUGCCUGUGCCUGCCUGUGUGCCUGCCUGCACCUGCCUGUGUGCCUGUGCCUGCCUGUAUGCCUGCCUGUGCCUGCGCCUGCCUGUGUGCCUGUGCCUGCCUGUAUGCCUGACACUGCCUGUGCCUGUGCACUGCCUGUGCCUGCCUGUAUGCCUGUGCCUGCCUGUGUGCCUGUGCCUGCCUACAUAUGCCUGCUGAUGUGCGUCCCUGCAUGUGCCUGCACGGUGUGCCUGCUGAUGCCUGCCUCCUGCCUGUGUGCCUGCGCCUGCCUGUGUGCCUGCGCCUGCCUGUAUGCCUGGAGUCUGCCUGUGUGCCUGAGCCUGCCUGUGUGCCUGGAGUCUGCCUGUGUGCCUGGCCUGCCUGUGUGCCUGAGUCUGCCUGUGCCUGCGCCUGCCUGUGUGCCUGGGUCUGCCUGUGUGCCUGCGCCUGCCUGUGUGCCUGCCUGUGUGCCUGUGCCUGCCUGUGUGCCUGUGCCUGUGCCUGCCUGUGUGCCUGUGCCUGCCUGUGUGCCUGCCUGUGUGCCUGCGCCUGCCUGUGUGCCUGGGUCUGCCUGUGUGCCCUGGAGCCUGCCUGUGUGCCUGUGCCUGCCUGUGUGCCUGUGCCUGCCUGUGUGCCUGCACCUGCCU
Messenger RNA from Oncorhynchus masou masou (cherry salmon), 729 nucleotides. RefSeq names its product keratin-associated protein 10-4-like. The transcript has 2 exons. NCBI's taxonomy places the organism in Eukaryota, Metazoa, Chordata, Actinopteri, Salmoniformes, Salmonidae. The record is from RefSeq and is a predicted model, not a curated record. The annotation marks the transcript as partial.